Molecule: messenger RNA, 3094 nt
Organism: Taeniopygia guttata (zebra finch)
Lineage: Eukaryota; Metazoa; Chordata; Aves; Passeriformes; Estrildidae
Source: RefSeq, a predicted model, not a curated record
CACAAACCAAAGCAAUCUAAUAAUCAUGAACUGAGUUUUCUGUUGAAACAAAUUUGAAUGUCCAGUUGGUUUGAGGAGAAUAUGAACACACUCAGCAUGUUGCCAGCUCAGGUUCUAAAUAAAAAUUAUGUGUGGGCUGAAAGUCACAGUUUAUGAGAAAAUUGAUCAAACUCUCAGUUUUUAAUAGCACACACACCAAGAUAAGGGAGUAAGAACGAAGAAUGGUUUAUCAAAAGCUACAAGGUGAGAAUUUAUAUUUGGAAUAGAAAGGUACUGGUUUCCUUCCGUUCUGCAGACCUCUAAACACUUAUUUUGACCUAAUGUGGUGUGAUGGGAGGAGAUCAGAAAUAGGGCUGUGUUUUCUUCGGCGAGUCCAUUUUGAUAGCAAACCUGAGAGUUGAAAGCAACUUUUCAAAAUGGCAAGUGAGGUGCUCUACGCCGUGGUGUCACCCAAGGAAAGAGUGAAUUUUAUUUCUGAAACUUCAGAUACAGGUGAUCCAGUCACCUAUGCUGAGGUGAAUAGGAAAUGGAGAUCCGACACACCUGACAGCACACCCAAAAUUACACAUUCAGUGACCUGCUCAGAGAAGUCUCCCUGGUGCUACCUUGUGCUCGCCCUGCUGUUUUGUGCUGCGGUUCUGCUCCUCACAGGCAUCCUGCUGGCGGUGAAAUGCUACAGCCACUGACUCUGCUGCCCCUCCGGGUGUGUUUUGACUGUGGAGCAAAGAACCCCAGCUGGGCAAGCAUCACCUAUGGAGUGUUUCUCUGUAUUGAUUGCUCAGGGACCCACCGGUCCCUUGGCGUUCACUUGAGUUUCAUUCGGUCAACAGAACUGGAUUCUAACUGGUCCUGGUUCCAGCUGAGAUGCAUGCAGGUUGGAGGAAAUGCAAAUGCUUCUGCUUUUUUCCACCAACAUGGGUGCACAACCAAUGACACCAAUGCCAAGUACAACAGUCGUGCUGCUCAGCUCUACAAGGAGAAAAUCAAAUCUCUUGCAACACAGGCCACGAGAAAGCAUGGGACUGAUCUGUGGAUAGAUGGGUGUGGAAUGGCACCAGCAUCACCUCAGAACAAAGAGGAGGAAGAUUUUUUUGCAUCCCAUGCUUCUACCAAGGCAAUGGAUACAGAAUGGAUGUUACCAGAACCAGUUUCUCUCCAGCAGAAAACUUCAGAAAACAUUCCAGAAUCCUGUGAAGGAUCAGAAUAUGGACCAAGUGUUGAUGGCCUUAGCACAUCCCCACAGCCUGCAUUAGAGAGUACCACCUUCAUAAAAAAGAAGCCAAAUCAAGCUAAGAAGGGGCUUGGUGCCAAAAAAGGUGGUUUGGGAGCCCAAAAAGUGAGCAGCCAAAGCUUUAACGAGAUUGAAAAACAAGCACAAGCUGUAGAUAAAAUGAAGGAACAAGAGGAUCUUCACAGUAGUAAGAAAACUGAGAAGGAAGAGCCACUUGUAUCAUCUUUAAGGUUGGCCUACAGAGAUCUUGAUAUUAAAGCAAGAGAAGAAACCUUAAACCUCGCUGGUAAGAAGAAAACGGAACUGGAGAGGCUUGGCAUGGGAUUGGGCAGCAACAGGAGUGGCAUUUCUCACUCAGUGGCCUCCGAGAUGCAGACAAUAGAGCAGGAAACGCCUACAAUUGCCAAGCCGAAGAAGAAGUACAUGGAUGAUGUGGAAGACUCUUAUUUCUCUUCUAGCUCCAGGUACUGUGAUUCUUCAGAUCUGAGGAGCAGCACUUUUUCUAAAUGGGAUGACAAUUCAGAUGCUUUUUGGAAGAAAGAAAAUAAUAGUAAAGACAUUGAUAUAUUGUUAACUUCAAAAAGCACAGGAUUUUCAGACAGACCUGCAUCCCGGCGUAAGCCGGAAUAUGAACCCCCUGCAAACACAGAUGAGGCACAGAAAAAAUUUGGCAAUGUCAGAGCCAUUUCAUCAGACAUGUACUUUGGAAGGCAAGAUCAGGCUGAUUAUGAAGCAAGGGCUCGGCUAGAAAGGCUUUCUGGAAGCACAUCCAUAAGUUCAGCUGACUUGUUUGAAGACCAGAGAAAACAAUCAACAGGAAGCUACAAUAUUACCAAUGUCUUGUCUUCAGCUCCUGAUAUAGCUCAGUUUAAACAAGGAGUGAAAUCUGUCGCUGGAAAACUUUCUGUCCUUGCUAAUGGAGUCAUGACAUCUAUACAGGAUCGAUAUGGUUCCUAACUGAAGCUAAAGAAGGAUUCCUCUUCAGGCACACAAGUAAUCACUGCUGAUUCAAAUGAAGGUUGCCUUAAGACUGAUGAUGUUUUUACCUGUUUCUUAGUGCAGAUUUCUGACUCAGCCUUUUCUUUGUGCUGUUUCAUCAUAACAGAGCAGAAAUCUUGCAGCAACUUGUUACAUUGCAUAUACUUUUUUCUUCCUUUCCAGUCUUUAUUUCUUAGCAGCCUUAUCGUUAGAUAAGCUGGGAGCUUUAUUUUAUUACUGGCUCAUUCUGUGAGGCAGGAAGGAGAAAGGAGGUGGUGGUGUUUAGUAGACUGUAGCAAAAUAUACAUUUGAAUUAAAUCUGUGUUGCCAGGAAGUAAAAGCUCCUGAAGUCAUAAAUUGAUGUGCAUUAAAAUGGUGGGGAAUUAGUGGUUUAAAACAGUAUUCCAGCUAGAAGGUUCUGUGCUUAGAUGUGAAAUGUGGAGAAGUCAAAAUGUGGUAUUGCUGAAUAGUGGAUUUCACCUUGUUGUGGGAACAGUCUAUUUAUUCCUAGUUUUGAAAGUUUAAAAAAAAUUGCCAUAUAGAAUCCUUAAGUGCUUUUAAAAAUUCUGUAUUGUGUAAAAAUUAAAAAAAAAAUAAACUUGAAAUAUACUAAGGGCCUAAUAGAGUAGUUAAUUAAAUAAUUGUUUAAAAUGUUUAGCACAAUCUUAGAUUUUUGAUAAAUUAUCAAUUACUGAAUAAGGAGAUAGUGGGGCUGUGUUUUAGACAGUCUAGAAUUUAUUGCUGAUGACAUCCUGCAUAAAAAUUAUGACCUUAAAGAAAAAACUUUUCAACGAAGAAUUAAUUCAAGUUAAUUCUGUUCUGUAAUUUUCUUAAUUCAAAUUUGUAAACUGCUGAUAUCUAAUAAAAACAAUUGGUAUAAACUCA